UGCUAAGCAGCCCACGGAGCUCACGGCUACGAGCUAAGAAAGACAACAGCAGCUAGCAGCUAGCCAACGUUACACGGGUACGUCUUCAAACAAAGGACAGGUGUGAGACAGAUAUGAGGGCGGCUGAGAAGUGAAGUGCUCCGAGGACAGCUUCCACCAGCAGACCCCCCGCUGCGGUCCAGCAGCGAUCAGUGACCCGUCCUAGCGGGACCCCGAGUAUGUGCACCUAAGUCUUCUCUUUCCGAUCACCGAAGCCAUGGCCUCUCCUCACGAUCUACACUUCCAAGAGUUUGAGCAAGCAGCAGAGCUGCUGUCUGCCGACCCGGGGGCCUCCACCCUCAGCGUGCCCGCCUCAAACACCGUCAGCACAGCAGGAGACGGAGGACAGGACGUAAGACUGGAGCUCUCCGAGGACGAGGAGGACCGGGAGGAGAGCUCGGAGCUGUUAGCAGGACAGAAAGCAGCCGGGGGCUUCUGGACCUUUGAGUACUAUCAGUCCUUCUUCAAUGUGGACACGGUGCAGGUACUGGACCGACUUAAGGGGUCAGUGAUGCCGUUACCUGGAAGAAACUUCAUCAAAAACCACCUGAGGAGCAACCCAGACCUGUACGGACCAUUCUGGAUCUGUGUCACGCUGGUGUUCUCAGUGGUGAUCAGCGGGAACUUGUCCACCUUCCUCAGUGAGAUGGGAAACCCGUCCUAUCACUUCAGACCACAGUUCCACCGAGUGACCGUAGCGGCGGUGGUGAUCUUCAUGUACGCCUGGCUGGUGCCGGUGGCUCUGUGGGGGUUCCUGAGCUGGCGGCAGGGGGCUGAGAGGCAGAUCGGGGGCUAUUCCUUCCUGGAGACGGUGUGUGUCUACGGCUACUCCCUCUUCAUCUACAUCCCCACCUCGGUUCUGUGGAUCAUUCCGUUUGAGUGGUUGCGGUGGACGCUGAUCCUGGUUGCCAUGGGGAUCUCUGGCUCCGUCCUGGUCCUCACCUUCUGGCCCGUAGUCCGCGGUGACACCAAGUGGAUGUCCGUGGCUACGCUGGCGGCCAUCGUGGCUCUGCACGCGCUGCUGGCUGUGGGCUGUAAGAUGUACUUCUUCCAGACAGCCGUCCAUGUACCAACACCAACCCCUUCACCCCCCCCGCUCCACAUGGCAGCGGCCACCACACCACGACACUGAUCCAUAGGGGAAAGAGGGGAAGGGUCUCUGCUGUGUUUGGACGCGUAGGAAGAAGAAAAGGGUUCCGGCAAUGUUGAUUAUUGCUGCGUGUGUGUGUGUGUGUGUACUUGUUUGUCUAAUUUAUCCUGAGGUGCAAUAACUCUUCAUCCUGACUGUGGUGUGUUGCAAGCUCAAAAUGAUUCAUCGCUAUCUGGGAAAGAAGCAAAUACAAUCAUUAAACCUCGCUGCGACCGUC
Molecule: messenger RNA, 1406 nt
Organism: Gasterosteus aculeatus aculeatus (three-spined stickleback)
Lineage: Eukaryota; Metazoa; Chordata; Actinopteri; Perciformes; Gasterosteidae
Source: RefSeq, a predicted model, not a curated record